Messenger RNA from Paramuricea clavata, 3947 nucleotides. The record is from the annotation of a GenBank genome assembly. NCBI's taxonomy places the organism in Eukaryota, Metazoa, Cnidaria, Anthozoa, Malacalcyonacea, Plexauridae.
AUGAUAUUACUCAAAGGUGACUUCGUACGCUCAAUAGACAAGUUACAACAUAGAUCUAGAAUCAACUUAGCAGUAAGUAAAGGUUUGUAGAACGUACAUGUUUGAGGUAUGGUGACUGCUGGAUUCAUCUUUUUCAGCAACAAAAACUUGACACUAUAGCACAUGAAAUACAAAUAGCCGCAUUUAGCGUGAAAUAAGCGUGCAGGAACCGGUUAGCACUUUUUUCCAUCCAGCAAACCGCCCUAUCGAUUUUCUAAAGUCGUUUCUUUUUGGAUUUUUUUAUUAAUUCGGUUAGGGUUAGGGUUAGGGUUAGGGUUAGGGUUAGGGUUAGGGUUGGGGUUGAGGUUAGGGAAAGAGUAGGGGUAGGAUUUGAGUUAGUUACAUAGCCAUUUAACACCCUCUUCCAUCUUCCAAAAAUGACGUCAGGUCAGUUUGCUGGAUGGAAAAUAGUGCUAACCGCAGAAACCGUGAGUGGGAAUGUGGGAUACGCAAAAUUAUCCUAAUUUAUCCUAAGAAGAUGUUUUCGUUCGGUCCAAUGAAACACAAGUAUUACUCACAAAUACAAACGUUAUCCAUAAAUGCACAAGGCCUCUGAGGGAGAUAGGGACUCAGGAGGUCUGGAACUGGUAAUUGUGCGCGUGCGUAUGGUGUAUGGGCUAAUAAAGAAAGAUAUACCACAAGCAUGGCAUGAGUCGGCUACUACGAACACCGUGGAAAAACGUUUGCGCAUGCGUCAACAUUACUGAAAUCUGUAUUGCGAACGUGAUGUCAAGUGUUCCGAAUGUUGUCAAAAACUCAAAAUGGAAGCGACUUCGAUGUUUUGCCUUUUCUAUGAAAACGGUAGCGGAAUAAUGAACGUGACAACCUAAAAACUAGAAAUAAUAUAUUAUUGUCUAUAUGUGCAAGAAGUAGUAUUAUGCAAGAAAAUAAACCAAUGGUGACUGUCGAUAAAUUUAUUGUAUAAAACGUUCUUUAACUGAACCAUACAAUGAUAUUUUUCGUAGGUUCGGUAACUUUUUUUGCGUAGCGUGUAUAAUUUUGGCGUUGACUAUAUUCAAAGGUAAUGAGUUACUCUACAAUUAAAUCGUGUGCAAAUGCUUAACUAUUCAGUAGUUUUCUUAACUUUUGUGCUUAAGUUCGGUAUUUGACAAUUUUUCAAGCAAUGUUCACACGCCUCCCGGUCUUAAACGAUAUUUUUUAUUUAAAUUCUGUUUCUUUUUAGAUUUUAAAUGUUAGAAAACUUUUUAUUAAUGUCUAAACUACCCGUCUGGUGUAUUUUUUGUUUGUUUCAAUUACCUUAAAUAAUUAAAUAGCCAUGUCUUUGUUUAUAAUUUUGCAUUUAAAUUCCUCGCCAUCUUUUUUGUGCCCCACGCAUGCGCAGACGUUUUUCCGCGGUGUUGCUACUACGUACAUAAAUACGGAGCUUGUUACUAUGAAAACUAAAUCAAGCAAUCGAUGGCAUUUUGGCUUAAUCGUUGCACCCUGAGCCUGCGAUGCGCUAACGCAAACUGCAUUUCUCGACGACGAAAACAGAAAACAGAAAACAGAAAAUUAGGGAUUUUAGACAGUUGACCUUUCAGAUCAGUGUAAAAAGGCUCUUGAUUGCUGGAGACGAUGUACUGUAUGUUAUAGGAAAUUAACUGGGCUUUACGAGAACGAUUUUUGAAGUCGAUGCGACUAAUUCGGGAUAAUUAAAGGGGAAGUGCCCUGCUUUCUCUAUUUUUUCUCAUUAUUAAGUAUAUGUAUAUCAAGCAGAUGGAAUCACCCCAAAUCAACCCAGAAAAGUCAAUUACACAUUGUACUAGUGGUAAGCAACCUUGUUUCUCAAUUUAAUACAAUAUUUUAGGGUUUUUGACAUUAUAUAUUCUGUCAUAGUAAGCUAAUAUAAAAAUACAAAUAUACUUCAACCACAUGAGAGUUUUGGAUGUCUGUGGCACAAUUUAUAGAAAUACGUACGUUUAAAGUGGCGAGCAAGCCCAAUUAGAAGCCAUAGGCUUUUAAAGGCUUUUAAAUACAUUGGCUCCUUAUAAUAUUGUAAUAUAGUUCACUAAUUACAUCGAUUUUGAAGAGGUAUAGAAAGAGAGUAAAUGAAUGAAUGAGACUGGUAUAAAAUUGGUUUGUAUUAGUCUACAAUUGGUUAUCGUUCUUUCGAUAAACUCACUUUCAUUAAUUAAAAUUUUGUUCUAUGAAAAAAAUUGCGUUUUCCUCCAAAUGCAAAACGGAAGAGUUUUGUUGGCCUGGAUACAUCUUCCCAGUUUUUAAAUAGUUUUCCGAAAACAAGAAUAAUGUAUAUAUCACAAAGUCUCAAAGAAAAAUAAAAAACAAGAUACAUAUUGCCCUAGGGAUAACAGUUUUUAUUUCCAUGACAAUAAGAGUAUUUACACAUAUGUCUGUCUUGUUGUAGAUAUUUUUGUAGACAUGUCUGUCUUGUUUUAGAUAUUGACGAAUGCGAAGAAGUCAAAUGUCAUGCAAGUGCUACCUGUGUCAACAAUCCAGGAUCGUUUGUCUGUAAUUGUAAUCCAGGUUUUAUUGGUGAUGGCGUAAGCAGGUGUUCAGGUAUAAAGAACUAUCUAGUGAUCAAGUGUUUUACGACCCAGUGCCAUGCUAAGAUGCUGUACAAUCUUUGCGUUGAUCCAGUUUUUAAUUUAAUUUUGGCGCUUGUUAUUUCCAGAAAGCCGUUACGGUACAUUGCGUUCUCGUUACGAUGGUCAACUCAUUAGAGACCUUACGAUGUGAAACGGCAACGUGACGACGCCGAGAUUCAAUGAGAUUCAUAAUAAUUAAGAAAAUGAAUAAUUAAUAUACCCCGGAGCUUGAGACGAUCUGUUUACAACGGGAAACUACAGACUUUUACGUAUUGGAUAAAACGCCUGCAAAUUUCAAGAAGCGAGAUACUGUACGAGUCUCAGAAAAUUAGCUUAAUAAUACAGAAGAACUUUCUCAACAAUAAAGCCACUAUUUCAAGCUAACCAAACAGUAUUAAAUUCAUACGAUCAACAAUAGUCUACAGGCUUUCUUUACAAUCGUUUAUUUGAAUGAUUUUAUUCUGACCGUUGCCGUUGCGUUGCCGUUCUACAUCGUAUAAUGUUCUCUACUAUAUCAAUAUACCAGACAAGUUUCUAGACGAAUGAGUAAUGCACUCGUUAUCCAUGGAUAGCUCUAUGAAAUGGAUGGUGGUAUUUCCAAGUUUCAUAAGUUAUCUACUUAUUGUCAAUAACCUAGAUUAAACUUUAACGUUUCUAGAUAAAUAAUAGUUUCUUUUUAUUGAUUUUUACGUCCAUAUCCAUAGGUUUCUAACUUUCCAACCACUUUUACGAAGGUUUGGAAAAUCAUUAUGUGGGGCAUAGCAUUAUUAUAUGGCUUUACACUCCAUGCAUCAUGGGCUUUAACAGUAUUCUUUAUAUGCUCUAGCAGCUACUGAAACUAUUCGGCUAAACGUUUUGCUUUUCCGUGCUAAGUAUACUUUUUGUUGGUUGAGUGGGUGGAGAUUACUGAGACGAGCACUGAAAAUAGGUUUUUUUUGUGAAAAGCUAUCUUGUUUCUUUUUAGAUAAUUGCCAAAUACCCUAUUUAUUAUUCUCCACAUCAUCGGGGACGUUCUUCUAUAAUACAGAAGAAUCUACAAGUAGCCCAUUUAUGUUCAAUAACCGCGCAAAUGCCUUAAUGUCGUUUGAUGGUAUGAACAAACGGUUGUAUUUCCAUACAGCGAAUGAUAAAAUUACAAGUUAUAACUUGGAUGGUUCAGAUUUGAUAUUUGAGAUUACAAUUGUCAAUCAUAAUGUGGAAUUUUUUUCUGUGGAUGGCCGGAAUAAUUUGAUAUAUUAUCAUGACUCACUUCAAGACAGAAUAUUUGUGUACAAUAUCACAAGUGGUCAAAGUGCUUCAGUUGGAGCUCUGUCAGGUGUUUCUGGUAUGAAAGAUAUGGAAAUGGACAUACCCAAUGGGUAA